AUGUCUGAUUUUCAUACUCCUGUAGAUUUAAAUGAAGAAUCAAAAAAUGUUAAACAAAGAGAAAUGAUAAAGGUGGAUCAAAUGCCAUCAUUUUCAUUAACAGUCCUUUUUGGAUUUCAACAAGUCAUGGUAUGUGUGAGUGCAUUACUAACAAUUCCAUUUAUAUUAACUGAUAGUUUAUGUCCUGGUGAUAAAUUAAAUGAAGUUAGAGUUAAACUUAUUUCAGCAACAUUUGUUACUUCUGGUAUAUCAACAAUAAUUCAAUCUGCUUUUGGUUUUAGAUUAGCAUUACUUCAAGGGGUAGCAUUUGCCUAUGUUCCAACAAUAGAAGCAUAUUUUAAACAAAAACAACAAUGUUCAUUAAUGAUAUCAUCAUUGAUACCAUUUUUUAUUGGUAUAACAGGAAUGGUUGGAAAAAUAACAAAAUAUAUUGGUCCAUUAACAAUAGCAUCUAUAAUGUUAUGUUUAGUAAUUUCAUCCGUAAAUAUGACUGUAAAUAGAAUGGAAAAACAUUGGGUAGCUAUUGUACAGGCAGGAGCAUUAUUUAUUACAAUAUUAUAUCUAGCAAAUUUUAAUGUUAAAUUACCAACUUUUAAAAAUGGUAAAAUAAAAAUGGUUAAAACAAAUAUAUUUUCACAUUAUCCAUAUCUUAUUGCAAUUAUUGUUGCCUGGAUGACAUGUAUAAUUUUAACAAUAACUAAUUUAGUACCACCUGAAUCAGAAGCAAGAACUGAUAAAAAUUCAUCAAUUGCUGUUAUAAAAAAAUCACCAUGGGUUAGAGUUCCAUAUCCUGGUAUGUAUGGACCACCUAGAUUUGAUGCUGCAUUAAUAUUAGGAUUUAUUGUAUCAGCAAUGACAUCAGUCUUUGAAUCUAUUGGUGAUUAUCAUGCAGCAGCAAGAGUCUCUGAGGAAAGACCUCCUCCUUCUCAUGCUAUUAAUAGAGGAAUAAUUGCAGAAGCCUGUGGAUCAUUCCUUUCAUCAUUACUAGGGCCUGGAGCUGGAAUUACAACACAUACAGAAAAUAUUGGUGUUAUGGGAGUAACAAGAGUUGCAAGUAGAUAUGUUAUGUGUUUUGCUGGAUGUAUUUUAAUUAUUUUGGGAAUUUUUACUAAAGUUGGAGCUGUUUUAUCAACUAUUCCUGAUCCUUUAGUUGGUGGAGUUUUAGCAUCAUCAAUGGCUAUGGUAGCAGGUGUUGCUAUAUCAAAUCUUCAACAAGUUGAUAUGCAACUAAGUAGAAAUAUGACAAUUCUUGGUUUUUCAAUUAUGACAGGAAUUGCUCUACCAGAAUAUUUUCGAAGGCAUAAAAUUAAUACAAAUAAUGCUAUAGCAAAUCAAGUAUUACAAGUUUUAUUAACAUUAGAAAUGUUUAUAGGUGGUUUAACUGCAUGUAUUCUUGAUAAUACAGUACCUGGAGCUUCCAGGGAACAAAGAGGUUUAAGAGAAAGAGGACUAAAACAUGAAUUAGGAGAAAUGAAUCGUGAUGUUUAUUAUUGGCCAAAUUGGGCAAUGAAAAUUGUAGAAAAAGUUCCUAUUCUAAGAAUUCUUCCAUUUAUUCCUAAAGAAAAAGUUUUAAAAAAUAAUCAUAUUAAUGAUAUAUCAAAAUUUUAA
Molecule: messenger RNA, 1608 nt
Organism: Strongyloides ratti
Lineage: Eukaryota; Metazoa; Nematoda; Chromadorea; Rhabditida; Strongyloididae
Product: Xanthine/uracil/vitamin C permease family-containing protein
Exons: 3
Coding region: 1-1608 (535 amino acids)
Biological process (GO): transmembrane transport
Cellular component (GO): membrane
Molecular function (GO): transmembrane transporter activity
Source: RefSeq, a predicted model, not a curated record